This is a messenger RNA of Vigna unguiculata (cowpea), 1192 nucleotides long. It is a transcript of the gene SCL33, whose product is annotated as SC35-like splicing factor 33. Lineage: Eukaryota; Viridiplantae; Streptophyta; Magnoliopsida; Fabales; Fabaceae. The record is from RefSeq and is a predicted model, not a curated record. Gene Ontology annotation, molecular function: RNA binding.
UAUGAGUUAUGAUGCGGGGCGGCGUAGCAGAGGUGUUAAAUGUUGUUAAGUUAUUAGGUUAAGGUAAGGAAUGAAAAAGCUCUGGGUUUUGGUGUGUUAGAAGAUCAAGAGAAAGGAGUGGGGGAAAGGGAUUGAUCGCAGUUGCAGGGAGAAGAGAAGAUAAGAGAAGCGAAAGCGCGAGAGAUGAGAGGAAGGAGCUAUAGUCCUUCGCCACCGCGUUACAGCAGAAGAGGCGGAGGGAGGAGUCCCAGCCCUAGAGGCCGCUACCCUACCCGCCCCCGACAACAAGAUCUCCCUACCAGCCUUCUUGUUCGUAACCUUCGCCACGACUGCAGGCCCGAGGAUCUUCGCAGACCAUUUGGUCAAUUUGGUCCUCUGAAGGACAUUUACCUGCCUAAGGAUUACUACUCUGGAGAACCUCGGGGGUUUGGUUUUGUCCAAUACGUCGAUCCUGCUGAUGCAGCCGAUGCUAAAUAUCAUAUGGAUGGCCAAAUUCUUCUUGGUCGGGAGCUCACUGUCGUCUUUGCCGAGGAGAAUAGAAAGAAGCCAACUGAGAUGAGGUCGAGAGAGAGAAGGGGUCGAUUUUAUGAUCGAAGGAGGUCUCCUCCUCGUUACUCUCGUUCACCCCGCUAUUCUCGAUCUCCACCACCACGCCAUAGAUCUCGUUCUCGGAGUCGUGACUAUUAUUCCCCUCCUAAACGAAGGGAUUAUUCGAGAUCUCUCUCCCCUGAGGACAGAAGGUACAGUCGAGAAAGAUCAUAUUCGCAGCAUAGUAGGGAGAAGUCAUACUCACGCUCUCCACCUUAUAAUGGGGGCUCGAGAAGUCGUAGUCACAGUCCUGCAAAGGGUCCAGGUCGAAGCAGAAGUCCAAGUCCGGACCGUGAUGUUAGGGAACCAGCCCGUGGUAGGUCCCCCAGUCAGUGAUAAGGGGGAAAAAUAGAUUUAGUUUGCAAUAUUAGAUGCUUGAUCUUGUCACAAUAUUGGGCUCAUUACUGCUUCUGUUGUCUGAAGUCUGAUAUAUUGGAGUUGGAUUUUGAUUUGUGGUUCUAUAGAACAGAGAUGUUUGUUGCUUGAGCUAAACAUCGUAGGGAAGUCUAGACCCUUUUUUAUUUUGAAUAUUAUUACUAUUUUCAUCUAGUUUUUAAUUGGAUGUUGAUAUAGUCAUUGGUAAUAUUUGAAAAUGUUUUUUUUA